ACUUCCUUAAAAAAAAUAGUCUUCCGACUUCUCCAGAUUUUUAUCUAUUAUAAUCAUAUAUAAGGCACUGAAGAUGAGAUUAACUGAAGAAAAAAAAAAUGCUUCUCAUCAUAAUUUCAUGUCUCUCGGCUUUUUAUGUGGAAUCUGAGGCAAGAAGUCAACCCGGACCAAUUUUAGAUCCUAUUUGUCCAUCGGGAUGGCAAAAAUGUAGCAGUUCAUCUCAAUGUGCAGAAACAGAUUGUUGCGGCCUCUUACAAAUGGAUCCAUUGCCAAGUGUUCGAUGUUGUGUACCUUUACAAUAUAGACAUGCAUUCCAACCACAGAAUCUCUGCCUCCGAAAGGAAAGUAAUCGGGAAUAUUUCCCUGGUCCAGGAUCUUGCCCUCCGUUAACACCUCCAAGAAUAUCCAAUCUUAAUCUUGGAUUUGGUUGCCCAAAAGAAGAUUAUUCAGAACAAUGUAAAAGCCACGAGGAUUGCAAAGGAGAAGGACCGGGUAUCCAACUUUGCUGUGCAUACGCAAACGUACCUGGUUGCAUUUCUGGUAAAAAAUGUACUCCAGCCGUUCAAAUCUUGCAACCAAAUAUCUAAAUUGAUUGUUCAAUAAUUAGAUAUAAAUAUCUAUUAUCUUCAUAACAUGCUUAUAGUAAUAGUUUAGCAUAAAAUAUGUAAUAUUUAAAUUUGCUUAAAUGUAACUGUACUAUAAAUAAAUGCACUAUAUGCACUUAAUAUUUGAAUAAUUGUUUAAUUAAUGAAAA
This is a messenger RNA of Centruroides sculpturatus (bark scorpion), 754 nucleotides long. RefSeq lists its product as uncharacterized. The record is from RefSeq and is a predicted model, not a curated record. The transcript has 3 exons. Lineage: Eukaryota; Metazoa; Arthropoda; Arachnida; Scorpiones; Buthidae. Bases 99 to 587 code for a protein of 162 amino acids.